UGAAAAUGGAUAUCCAGUGUAUAGACGGCGCAAAACAAACCACACUGUCAGAAGGAAUAAUGUAGAGCUCGACAAUCGGUGGGUCGUCCCAUAUAACAGAGACCUAUUGGUAAAGUUUCAGUGUCAUAUAAAUGUCGAAGUAUGCAAUCACUCAAGGAGUAUCAAAUACCUAUUUAAAUACUGCAUGAAAGGUCAUGAUAGAGCUACUAUGUUAUUGGUCAAAGCAAAAGAAAACAAAACUAUAGAUAUUGCUCAGUCCAAUGCCGUCCCUGUAAAAACAACACCAGUUGAUGAGAUUAAGCAAUAUUUGGAUGGUCGUUAUGUAUGUGCUGCAGAAGCAGUUUGGCGAAUUUAUGGAUUCAGUGUACACCAUAGGACUCCAUCUGUUGAAAGACUUCCCAUCCACUUAGAGGAUAUGCAAACUAUUACUUUCAAGGAUAAUGACUCUUUGUCAAAUGUUGCACGUCGUGCUACGUUCCGCCAUAGUAAAUUACAAGCAUGGUUUGAAGCAAACAAAACAUAUCCAUGGGCCAGAAACCUAACCUAUCAAGAGUUCCCCCUCUCAUUUGUAUGGGACGCUCAAGGUUGCCAAUGGACCCCAAGAAAACAAGGUUUUGUUGUUGGCAGGUUGCAUUCAACAUAUGUCACUUCUGGAGAUUCUUUCUACUUGAGAAUGAUUCUUACUAGAUUCAAGGGGGCAACUUCUUUUACAGAACUUCGAACUGUCAACGGCCAGGUGUAUGACACAUUUAAAGAUGCUUGCAAUGCUUUAGGACUCCUUGAAAAUGAUAUGGAGUGGCAUGAAGCAAUCAAGGAGAAUUCUCAUCAUGCUACAGCGUCACAACUGCGUCUAUUAUUUGUACAUAUAUUGGUCAACUCUGAGGUUAGUCAACCAUCAAAGUUAUGGUACAAUCAUAUCAAUGACUUUACCGAUGACAUAAUUUGGAUGCGUCGACAUGUGCUAAAAGAUAGUGAGCUAUUACUACCUGAAGAUGAAAUACAAUGGUGGGCGUUGGCAGACCUUGAAAGGAACUUCAAUUGUAUAGGGAAAUCUUUACGAAACUAUCCAGAUAUGCCAUUUCCACCUGAUCAGUAUUUGUGCGACAUUUCAAACACUCUCAUUGCGGAAGAACGAAACUAUGAUAUAACUGCCAUGACAGUGGAGCACAAAAACUUGCAUUCAAAUCUUAAUGCAGAUCAGAUGGCUAUUUACAAUGCUGUAAUUGAAUCUGUCUACAAUAAGAAGGGACAAGUAUUUUUUGUGUAUGGCAGUGGGGGGUGUGGUAAAACCUUCCUGUGGCGGACAUUCAUUGCAAGACUAAGGUCAGAAAGAAAGAUUGUGUUGCCUGUCGCAUCAUCCGGCAUUGCAGCGGUACUAUUGCCCGGUGGACGCACGGCCCAUUCAAGAUUUAGGAUACCACUAGACGUAGAUGAUCAGUCAAGUUGUGGAAUAAAAAUGGGUACAGAUAUAUCUGAGCUGUUGCAAAAUACGGAUCUCAUAAUUUGGGACGAGGCCCCGAUGGUUAAAAAAUAUGCAUUUGAAGCCAUCGAUCGCUCUUUAAGAGACAUAAUGGGCUGUGUCUCAUCGGAAAACAGAUUGAAGCCUUUUGGUGGUAUUACUGUAUUAUUUGGGGGAGACUUUAGACAAAUAUUACCUGUUGUUGAGAAAGGAGAUAGACAAGAUAUUGUUUCUGCUUGCAUUAACAGGUCAUAUAUCUGGGAUUCAAUCACGGUCUUCACACUAAAGCAGAAUAUGAGGCUACAUAGAGGUAACUCUGACGAUCUUAAUAACGUUAUUGAUUCAUUCAAUAAAUGGAUAUUAGAUGUUGGUGAUGGUAAAAAUUCCUUUGUUAGUGAAGACGACCCGAACAGAGAUCCUGAAAUUCUAAUUCCUGACCAGUUUAUCAUACCACACACCGGAAAUCCUUUAAAAUAUUGUUCAUGUUGUAUAUCCUGACAUAGAAUUAAAUUAUAAAGAACAUCAAUAUCUCAAGGACAGGGCAAUUCUUUCUCCGACCAACAAAAUAGUAGAUGAAAUUAAUAGUCAUGUCUUGGAGCGUAUACCUGGAGAGGAACAUGUCUAUUUAAGUGUUAAUACUAUUGAUGAAGGGCCAGUGAAUGAGGAUGCACAAAAUUCAACUUUUCCUGAAGAAUUUUUAAAUUCAAUCGACAUGCCAGGAUUCCCAAAGCAUGAACUCAGAUUGAAAAUCGGUGUUGUUGUCAUGUUAACGAGAAAUGCUAAUCAGGUUCUUGGAUUAUGCAACGGCACAUGAAUGAUUGUUAAAAGACUACUCAGGUGGACAGUUGAAUGCGAGAUAAUCACAGGAAGCCAUGCGGGAAGUAACCAUAUUAUCCCAAGAUUUUCCACCACACCAUGCGAGACCAACUCAAAAUGGCCAAUAAAUUUUAAGAGAAAACA
Daucus carota subsp. sativus is the source of this 2419-nucleotide messenger RNA. RefSeq lists its product as uncharacterized. Gene Ontology annotation, molecular function: DNA helicase activity. Lineage: Eukaryota; Viridiplantae; Streptophyta; Magnoliopsida; Apiales; Apiaceae. The transcript has 2 exons. The coding region runs from base 185 to 1957 and encodes 590 amino acids. The record is from RefSeq and is a predicted model, not a curated record. Gene Ontology annotation, biological process: DNA repair; telomere maintenance.